CGGCUGUUCAGCGUUGCUAUUGGCAACGCGUUUGCCUGGUUCUGGUUGUCAAGCGUUGCAUAGGGCGUUUCUGCCUAACAUUCGCGUUAAACGGGGAAGUUUGGUUCCGUAUCACAGCGUGUACAGACAGUGACUCCCUUCAGGUGUCUCGGUGGAUGUUCACACAGCUCAUAUCUGUUCACUAAAGCAGACAGUUGGCGUGCUAAUAAGUCGUGUUAGCCAAUUAUCCGGCUGGCUAACGUUAGCACGUCGAGCUAAUCUCCUUGCCUCGGAUAGUUAAUCCCAGUCUCACUUCACCGUUGUUGCCGUCCUGUAACUCGGAUGGAUUUUGGCUGAAGUGAACUGCAACUAAUGAUCCCUGCGGUUUUAUGAGCGGACAACCUGUUUUCCUCCUAAAAUAAGACAUCCAGUGAAGAAAGAAGAAGAUGGAGAUCCACCUAAAUCGAGUUGAUUACAUGCAGGUUGGUGUUACAUCCCAGAAAACUAUGAGGCUGCUUCCAGCAUUGGGGAAAAAAGCAACCCAAAAGGUUGCUAUUGCUGAUCAUGAUGGUAUCCUGACGUGUUUUGGGAUGAAGAAAGGAGAAGCCGUGCCUGUGUUUAAAACACUUCCAGGACAGAAAAUAAGCAGAAUGGACCUUGGAGGAGCUUUGGGAACGCCACAGGAGAAGAUCUUUGUUUGUUCUGGUUCUCAGGUCCGAGGAUUCACCAAAAAGGGCAAACAGUUCCUCACAUUUGAAGCCAACCUCACAGAGAGCAUUAACGCAAUGCAUGUCUUAGGCGCUGACCUUUUUGUGUGUGCAAGUUACAUCUUCAACCACUACUGCGACUGCAAGGACCAGGACUACUACCUCUCUGGAGACAAAAUCAAUGAUAUUAUAUGUUUGUCCUCAGAAAACCUGACUCGCCUUGUCCCGGUCUUGGCGUGCCAAGAUCGAGUUCUCAGAGUCUUGCAGGGAUCUGAACUUGCCUAUGACAUUGAAGUCCCUGGUCCUCCAUCUGUCUUGGAACUGUACAACAAAGAUGGAGGAGAGGAAAUCCUCUACGGAACUACAGAUGGUAAAAUAGGAUUGGUCCAGAUCGGUGAGAAUUCAGCUGCAACCAAAUGGGAAGUUGAUAAUGACAAAAAGAAAGGAGGAAUUCUGUGUAUUGACACGUACGAUAUCAUUGGAGACGGAGUGAGCGACAUCCUGGUGGGAAGGGACGAUGGGACAGUUGAGGUCUAUGGUUUUGACAGCGCCAGCGAGCCCACAUUACGCUUUGAGCAUGUUUUGUCUGAGAGCGUGACUUCCAUCCAGGGUGGAUGCGUGGGGAAGGAGUCCUGUGAUGAGGUCCUGACUGCCACGUACACAGGAUGGGUGACUGGUUUGACCACUGAGCCCCAGAAGGCUGAGGCUGGCCCUGGUGAUGAGGUCAAGAUGAGUAAGGAGAUCCAAUCCAAAGUAGAAGCACUCAGGGCAGAGCUGGAGCAGCUGCAGGUGAAAGUCCUGCAGGGCCGUGAGCAGUACCAGCAGACCUCCCAGUCGAGCACAGCUGUCUCUGCCGUGCCCGUGUUCAGCAUCAAUGACAAGUUCACCCUCUGCCAGGACGAUGCCAGCUACAGCCUCACUCUUGAGGUGCAGACUGCCAUCGACAAUCUGCUGCUCCAGAGCGACGUCCCCAUAGACCUGCUGGAUGUGGAUAAGAACUCGGCUGUUGUCAGUUUCAGUGAAUGUGAUUCAGAGCAGCCUAAUGGGAACUUCCUCCUGGCCACAUACAGAUGUCAGGCUAACACUACCAGACUUGAGCUCAAGGUGAGGUCCAUCGAGGGACAGUAUGGGACCUUGCAGGCUUACAUUACCCCGAGACUGCAACCCAAGACAUGCCAGGUCCGCCAGUACCAGAUCAAACCUCUGUCCCUCCACCAGCGGACCCACAGCAUAGACCAAGACAGGCCCAUGAACAGGCUCAGCCUGAUGGGACAGUUCAGUUUUGCUGAGAUCCACUCCUGGGUGGUCUUCUGUUUGCCGGAGGUGCCUGAGAAAACACCAGCAGGAGAGAGCAUCACUUUCUAUUUCCAUAACACUUUUCUUGGGACACAGCUUGAAGCCACCUACUGCAAAGGAGAGGGUCACUUCAGAUCUGACAACAUCUCUACCAUCUCCAUACUGAGUGAUGUUCUGUCUAAAGAAGCUACCAAGAGGAAAAUCAAUCUCAACAUUUCAUAUGAUAUCAGUGAUGACUCUGUGAGCCACACCCUGAAUAUGAUACAUCCAAAGCUGGAGUACCAGUUGUUGUUGGCUAGAAAGGUUCAGCUUAUCGAUGCACUCAAAGAGCUUCAGGUUCACGAGGGGAAUGCCGACUUCCUCAUCCCAGAGUAUCGCAACAUCUUGGAUGAGUCUGCUAAUCUCCUCGAGGAGUACAAGAAGCAACCAGCGCACCUCGAGAGGCUUUAUGGAAUGAUCACAGACCUCUUCAUUGACAAAUUCAAGUUCAAAGGACAGAAUGUGAAAACCAAGGUGUCCUCAUUGCUGGAGAUACUUGAUAAUUAUGACUUAAAUUCUCUGUUAAACUUUUUUAAUGAGGUAUGAUGAUAUGUACAUCAGAGGGUAUUUCAUUACAUGUCUUUAUUUGUGCUAUUUUUGUAUUGUAAAUGCAGCAGUUCUGUUUUAUGUUAGCUCCUAGCAUUGUCUUUCAUGUUGCCAUACUGUUCUGUAGAUACUGUUUGUCCUAACUAUGGUGUACAAUAUUUAAAUAUUCAUAAUGUCUUUUGAUAGCAUUUAAAAACGAGAGUGGUGAUUAAUAAACCACUAUAAAGUUGUCACAAUAGUGCAGUUUCCUUGUUUUUUUAUUAGUGGCUAAGCCUUGGUUGAGGUUUGAAAAUUUCAGUGACGGAAUACAAGCCAGUUAAAAGCACAGACUGUAUGUUUUUAUAUCAUACUUAUUCUAGAACUGUGAGUUCCCCCUCUUGAAAUAAAACUUAGAGCUUAUUUGUCA
Larimichthys crocea (large yellow croaker) is the source of this 2973-nucleotide messenger RNA. It is a transcript of the gene bbs7, whose product is annotated as Bardet-Biedl syndrome 7. Gene Ontology annotation, cellular component: membrane; axoneme; neuron projection. NCBI's taxonomy places the organism in Eukaryota, Metazoa, Chordata, Actinopteri, Sciaenidae. Bases 426 to 2567 code for a protein of 713 amino acids. The transcript is spliced from 19 exons. Gene Ontology annotation, biological process: intracellular transport; intracellular protein localization; non-motile cilium assembly. The record is from RefSeq and is a predicted model, not a curated record.